This is a messenger RNA of Anopheles cruzii, 1167 nucleotides long. RefSeq names its product mitochondrial tRNA-specific 2-thiouridylase 1. The record is from RefSeq and is a predicted model, not a curated record. Lineage: Eukaryota; Metazoa; Arthropoda; Insecta; Diptera; Culicidae. Bases 1 to 1167 code for a protein of 388 amino acids. Gene Ontology annotation, cellular component: mitochondrion. Gene Ontology annotation, molecular function: sulfurtransferase activity. Gene Ontology annotation, biological process: tRNA wobble position uridine thiolation. The transcript has 4 exons.
AUGUUCCGCAAAGUGGUCAUAGGUGUAUCGGGAGGUGUAGACAGUGCAGUUUCAGCGUAUCUGCUGAAGAAACGUGGUUUCGAAGUAUGUGGCGCUUUUAUGAAAAACUGGGACCUUAUCGACGAAUCCGGCUAUUGUUCUGGCGAGCAGGAUUGGGAAGAUGCACAACGAUUAUGUCGCUGGCUAGCGAUACCACUGGAGCAGAUAAAUUUCGUUAAAGAAUACUGGCAUGAAGUGUUUGGAAGCUUUCUCAAAGACUACGAUGCAGGUAUCACACCGAAUCCGGACAUCCUGUGCAAUCGGCACAUUAAGUUUAACUGUUUCUACCAUCAUGCUCGAAACCAGAUGAAUGCGGACGCGAUUGCCACCGGCCACUAUGCUCAGACCAACUUUGGACCCUUUCUAGAGCAUUAUUCCGAGAAUGAAAGGGUUCGUCUGUUUAUGGCACCGGAUCCCAUCAAAGAUCAAACGUUUUUCCUUUCACAAAUCACCGCCGACACACUGCGUCGUACGAUGUUCCCGAUUGGGGCUCUCACUAAACCCCAGGUCAAACGGUUAGCCUCCGAAGUAGGUCUGGAGGUGUUCGCACGAAAGAAGGAAAGCAUGGGAAUUUGCUUCGUUGGCAAGCGCUCAUUUCAGCAGUUCAUUGCCGAGUACAUAGACACCAAACCUGGCCCGUUUGUGGACAUUGACAGUGGGCAGGAGGUUGGUCAGCAUGCCGGAAUUCAUCAUUGGACGGUAGGGCAAAAGUGUAAAAUUGGAGGGUGUCUGCAGCCAUACUACGUGUUUCGGAAACAUCGUGACACGAACGUGAUCGAGGUGGUUUCCGGGCACGAUCAUCCGCUUCUGUUCACCGAUAUGGUGUACGCGGAAAACCCCGUUUGGAUUAACGCUCCCCACGGAUUGGAUCACGGGGCUGUCGUGAGGUGUUUGUUUCGCUUUCAACACACCAAACCGCUAGUGGGUUGCAGCAUUUUUCAGUCACCCUUGGGGCGAAAUGACAAAGUUUCUGGCGAAAGCAGGUCAAAGCUUUUCAUCAAACUAGACCAACCAUUGAGAGCGAUCACACCGGGCCAGUAUGCCGUCUUUUACCGCAAUGAGGAGUGUUUUGGAAGCGCACGAAUAGUGCAGCCAGGGCCGUCAACAAUAUAUAGUACGACCAGUUAG